This is a messenger RNA of Aspergillus ibericus CBS 121593, 1118 nucleotides long. RefSeq lists its product as uncharacterized. Gene Ontology annotation, biological process: protein transport. Bases 283 to 837 code for a protein of 184 amino acids. NCBI's taxonomy places the organism in Eukaryota, Fungi, Ascomycota, Eurotiomycetes, Eurotiales, Aspergillaceae. The transcript has a single exon. The record is from RefSeq and is a predicted model, not a curated record.
ACAGUCCAUGAAGUUCCAUGACUGACCACAGGUUGAGAGACUCUACCUUGCCUUUGCUUCGUCCCUUCCUGAGAUAGGAGAAUCGGUUGACAAGCAAUUGCCUCGCUCCGGCUCCUCCGGUUCCUCCAGCCGCCCUCCAGCUCGCUCCAGCUCCUCCACUACCCCACGAUAACGCUUCCCCAACAAAAACACCUCUUCCGGUUGAAUCCGCCGACCUACACAAACCCAGCAACCUUCACACACACACAAUCGCCCACGAGAUAGGUACACUACAGAAGCAAAAUGGCCACCCGAGAUCCAGGCGAGGUCGCUGCCGAUGCCCUCAACGACUUCUUCAGCCAAAUCUACGCCUUCUGUGAAACCAUCUUUACCCGCUUCUUUGGUAACCUCUAUGCCUCCUUCGCCGAUGUGAGCAUCAACCGUUGGACAAAGGUCAUUUGCUCCGUGAUCGGAUACCUUCUCCUCCGGCCGUACAUCGAGAAAUUCUUCAAGAAGAUGCACGACCGGGAACGCAAAAAGAUCAAGGAGAAGGAAGAGGCCAAGAAAAACGAGAAGAAGAAGGCCAAGAUAUCGGCCAAUGCACUCCGCGGUGGCGGUGGUCGGGUUCUGGGAGAGGUGGAGAACACAGACGAUGAGAUCGAAGAUGGAGAGGACUUUGCGACGGCGAGUGGGGUGCCUGAGUGGGGGAAGAAUGCCAGGAAGAGGCAGAAGAAGUACAUGAAGAGUCUGGAGAAGGAGGCCGAGAACCGCACGCACAAUCUGUCGGAGGAACAGCUCAUGGAGUUGUUGGAUUGGAGUGACUCCGAGAAUGAGAAGGCUGCGGGUAAGAAGGAGUAGGUUAAGUCUGCCCUCUUUGCCUCGUGAUGUGGGCUGGUAAUAUACUGGGGCUUUGGGCUGGUUCUUCUGAGAAUGUAUUAUCACCAUAUGGGGUUCUUUAAUGUAGUUAGAUGUAUGACAAGCAUUAAGGCAGUGUCUUUAGCGCUGCUUCUACCUGACAACACAGGCUCAGGUUUCUGAGUAACUGUACGGUUGGCAGUGUUUAAUAAUAUGAAUAAUAGAUAUUAAGGCAUAAACAGUAUAGCUUUAUCUCCUUUCUUUCUGUACUGAAUAGAAUGUCG